GUGUAACAUAUUAUAUAUAUAUAGCUGGCGCUUCAUUUGAGUCGGUUUCAAGUUUCGUAUGUGGUGCUUACCCCUGUCUGUCUGUCUGUCUGUCUGUCCUGCAGGGCUUUGUCAAAGACAUCCACGAUGACUCUCUCUCCAUUGCCUUUGAGAACAAUUGGCAGCCAGAACGCCAGGUGCCGUUCAACGAUGUCAGGAUGCCACCGCCCGCUGACGGCAAGAAGGAGAUUGGAGAGGGCGAGGAGGUGGAGAUCUUGUCCCGAGCCAACGAUCAGGAGCCUUGUGGUUGGUGGCUGGCUAAAGUCCGCAUGAUGAAGGGAGAUUUCUACGUGAUAGAGUACGCCGCCUGCGACGCCACUUACAAUGAGAUUGUGACCUUCGAGCGUCUGCGUCCAGUCAACCCUAACAAGGCCAUCACCAAGAACUCCUUUCACAAGUGCACUGUCCCUGUUCCUCAAGAUCUACAAGAAGCGUGCCAGAAUGAGAAUGCCCAUAAGGACUUUAAGAAAGCUGUGGGAGCUUAUCGCAUCUCAUAUUGCCCCGAGACCAGCCAACUAGUGAUUGUGUCCAUGAACGAGACGACAGUGAAGCGUGUGUCUUUGCUAAGUGACAUGCACCUGCGCAGCAUCAGGACCAAGCUGCUGUUAAUGUCACGCAACCACGAGGCCACAAAACACCUGGAGAGCUCUAGGCAGCUGGUGUCAUCCUUCCAGGAGGAGUUUAUGGUGAGACCGGAUCUGAUGGGCCUGGCCAUUGGCAGCCAUGGCAGCAACAUCCAGCAAGCGCGGAAAGUUGCAGGUGUCACUGCCAUUGAGCUGGAUGAGGAGACUGGCACUUUCAGGAUUUAUGGAGAGUCAGCAGAGGCAGUGAAGAAGGCCAGGAACUACCUGGAGUUUCUGGAGGACUCUGUCCAGGUGCCCAGGAACCUUGUUGGCAAAGUGAUCGGUAAGAACGGUAAGGUCAUCCAGGAGAUUGUGGACAAGUCUGGUGUGGUGAGGGUCAGGAUAGAAGGAGACAAUGACACCAAGCAACCCCGACAGGAAUUGACACAGGGAAUGGUCCCAUUCACCUUUGUCGGUACUAAGGAGAGUAUUGGCAAUGUCCAGGUCCUGCUGGAAUACCACAUCUCUUACCUCAAUGAGGUCGAGCAGCUUCGCCUGGAGAGGAUGCAGAUUGAUGAACAGUUGCGUCAGAUCACGCAGGGCCACCGAUCAGCUGACAGAGAGAGAGGAGACAGAGGGGAAAGAGGAGGAGGAGGAGGAUAUAAUACAGAUGGUAGUGCCAAUGCCUCCUCAUCCUCUUUACACGUCACUCGCUCCUACAACGGUCGAGGGCGUGGGCGCAGAGGCCACAGCUACAGCACUGGAUACGGCACCAACUCAGAACAGUCCAACGCCUCUGAGACAGAUUCAGAGCGCAGGGAUGAGCUCAGUGACUGGUCCCUUGCUGGAGAGGACCAGGACAGGGAGAGGGAGAGAGGCCAACGACCUCAAAGAGAUGGUCGCAGGAGGCCUGGACCCGGCAGAGGCCGAGGAGGGACUGGCGGACGGGGAAGAGGCGGAAGAGGAGGAUACAGCAACAGCUUUGCAGGGCCUCGGGACCACGAGGAUCACCAUGCCUAUGGAGCCGUGGAGACAAACACAGAGACAGACCAGACAGCCGAUACAGAUGCUAGUGAGUCCAACUUGCCUGCAAACCGCCGCAGAAGAUCUCGACGACGCAGAACAGACGAGGACGCUACACUGAUGGAUGGCAUGAGCGAGUCAGACAACGCCUCAAUGAGUGAAAAUGGAAUAGAUGACCCCGAAGCUAAACCUCAGCGCCGUAAUCGUAGUCGACGUCGCCGCAUCCGCCUGCCUGAGGAGAGGCAGCCAGUGACGGUGGCGGACUACAUAUCCAGGGCUGAAUCUCAGAGCAGACAGACCACCAAGGACACCAAGAAAAACAAGGAUGUGGGUCAGGUGGAUGCCAUCGCUGAGCACAGCCCGCCGUCUGCUCCGGCAACCACCAAUGGUUCCAACAACAGUGCUGCCGACAGCGAGAGCAGCAGAGCUCCCAGGUCUUCCACAGAGAGGCCCGCCAAAGUCUCCUACAAGGGGGACUCUAACCCGCAACCUGUUGUUAACGGACUCUCCUAGUGAGACCUGAGCAAAGGAAAUGGUUUCAAAUAUUUUCAAUUCUUUGGCUGCAUUUGAUUGAAUCUCCCUGUCUAUGGAGCAGCCUUAAACAUAUAAAUACAACAAGCACUGUUCUUUUUUUACAUUACAAAUAUUUGAAACCUGUUCCACUGCGCAAGUUUUAGAGGUCUGACCCUUAACCUCCCCUUUACACUCGUGUUCUGUCCAACUAUUCAUUUUACUACAGUUUUUGUACGAUAGUUCUUCCUGUAUGAGCUUGCCAAAGACAGUCAAACACACACACACACACACUGACAGACAUCUACUUAACUGUACUUUUCAGUCCACUCUUCAUUGAGAGCUCAGGAAGAGGCUGGACUGGAUGCAGUAUUUAUAAAAUGCAGACAGGGAUUCCACUCAAACACAUACUGUGGUAUGAAUGCAGCGGUUCUUUUUUUUAAUUAUUGGUAAAAAAAAUAUCAUUGCAGGGUUUUAGAAAAAAAAAAAAAAGUCUGCCUUUUGCCAGGUGGACUCAAAAAGAUGCUUCCACAGGAUGUUUUGUGCAUCUGAAGUAGUUUGUAAAUUAAACAUUCUGCAUGAGCAGUACCACAGUGCAGAUAGGUUUGUUGGAAAACCCAAGUAUGUUUGACAUACAUGUGAUCAGCUGUUGUGCCUUGAGAGUAGAUUCAACAUGUUGUUGCCUGGCUCUGCGCACCAUCUGAAAUCUUUUCACUCAAUUCUGUGUUAGUUGGUCACGCUCGCCUGCCACAGAGGAACCAGAUGAGUUGUCUCCUUGGUCUAUAUGUUCCCUUAUGGCACUGUAGACGGGUAGAGGCAAACACUGAAAGACCUUGAAAGGAUUUCAGAGGCAUAUCUUUUUAAAAUCAGGUGUGUUAAUUCUUAAUGUUUGUGGGGAAAUUGAGUCAAGUUAUCCUUUAUAUAUAUCUGUUGAGGAGUUUGACAUUAGCUGCUUUCUGUUUUUCAAUAUGCAACCACUUAAGUCAUAGAAGAAAUGUUAUUACAGCGUGUCUGGAAAAGAAACAAACAAUAGAAGAGUUGUUUUUUCUUUGCACUGAAACAUAAACUUUUUCUGUUUAAAAAGUUGAUUGUAGUUGAGUCUGGAAACUGGCCUGUUGCUGUUUUUUUUUUGCUGGACAGAGAUGUAGCCAUCAAUGCUGGGUUUCCUGGAAACAUCUCAUUGCAAAACAUCGGGCAGUUUCAUCAAAUAUGACAAGACGGAUACAGAGUACCGUUUCCUCCCAGAAAUCCAAUUAAAUCAAGAGACUCAAAGGAUGUUUGCUGUGUCUAUAACAGCUACUAUCCCACUUUACAUGCCCACUAUUGCAAAAAUCCUGUAUUGAGCAGUAAGAACCAGACUACCCUGGUGUUGAGAUGUUUCUGGAAAACCAAGCCCAGGUGACAAUGAUGUCAUUUUCAUGGUUCUUCCACAGACUGGCUGGAAACUGGUCACGACUGUUCCACUACGGAAGGAGAUUUAUUUGGUUUAUUUAUUUAAAAAAUGUACAGUAUUUAAAAAAACAAACAAAAACACACAAAAACAAGAGAAGCUCUUCUUUUUCUUGACACUAAAACAUGCGUUAUCUAGGGUUUUCUUUUAAGACAAAUCACAAUUUGGACUACUGAGAGUUGUGACAUCCCAAGUGUUUUUGCUGGGUCAACUACAGUAUGUUUUUCUUUUUUUUUUAAAGGAUCGUUCUGGUUGGUUGAUGUGCAAUAUGUUUUGUAUGCAGGUAGUUCUUAAAUAAACUUGAUCUUCCAUGUAGAUCUGAAACCCAA
Morone saxatilis (striped sea-bass) is the source of this 3914-nucleotide messenger RNA. RefSeq names its product fragile X mental retardation, autosomal homolog 1 (gene fxr1). The record is from RefSeq and is a predicted model, not a curated record. The coding region runs from base 198 to 2138 and encodes 646 amino acids. NCBI's taxonomy places the organism in Eukaryota, Metazoa, Chordata, Actinopteri, Moronidae. The transcript is spliced from 17 exons. Gene Ontology annotation, molecular function: translation regulator activity; protein homodimerization activity; mRNA 3'-UTR binding. Gene Ontology annotation, biological process: regulation of dendritic spine development; regulation of translation at postsynapse, modulating synaptic transmission; regulation of alternative mRNA splicing, via spliceosome. Gene Ontology annotation, cellular component: neuronal cell body; growth cone; dendritic filopodium.